This is a messenger RNA of Aureobasidium musti, 1845 nucleotides long. Lineage: Eukaryota; Fungi; Ascomycota; Dothideomycetes; Dothideales; Saccotheciaceae. The record is from the annotation of a GenBank genome assembly.
AUGAGAGGUCAAUUACAGUGGUCUCGAGCACAGGCAGUGCGGAGGACUGGUCAAUUCCACGCGCGACCAGCCCUACGACAGUUCCAACAAAUACGCCAUGCGUCGAGCGAGCUCAAGCAAGAGGUUGCUCGCAACGAGAAGAUUGGAGAUGCCCGCUCAGGUCUCAGCCGUGCCAAANAUCUCCUUCUCGGAACCGCCAUCACUGCUGUCCUCGGCUUUGGAUACCUCUAUGUCACCGACACGCGCGCGACCUUCCAUCAAUGGCUCGUACCGCGAGUCUUGCGCACCCUGUUCCCCGACGCCGAGGACGCCCACAAGAUCAGCAACAAGACACUCAAGGCCCUAUAUUCUGUCGGUUUACAUCCCCGUGAAAGAGGCAACCCAGAUAUCAAUGGAGACUUGAAGGUUGAGGUGUUUGGACAUGUCCUGGACAACCCCAUCGGAACAUCUGCUGGUCUGGACAAGAAUGCCGAUAUCCCCGAUGUCGUUCUAGGCUUCGGUGCUGGUAUCGUCGAGGUUGGCGGUAUCACUCCUCGACCACAGGAGGGUAACCCUAAGCCUCGUGUCUGGCGCAUUCCUUCGCAGAAUGCCCUCAUCAACCGCUACGGUCUCAACUCCGAAGGUGCUGAUAGUGUUGCUACCCGCCUUCGUCAGCGAUUGCGCGAGUUUGCAUAUGCUCUUGGUCUGGGUCUUGACCCUGUGGCAGAGCAGUCUGUUUUGGACGGUCACGCUGGCGUGCCACCUGGCAGUCAGAUGCCUGGCCGUCUGCUCGCUGUUCAAGUUGCAAAGAUGAAGGAGACUCCUGACAACGAUCUCGAUGCUAUUGCUCAAGAUUAUGUCUAUUGUGUCAACCAGCUUGCCAAGUAUGCUGAUAUCCUCGUCGUCAACGUCUCAUCACCAAACACUCCUGGUCUUCGCAACUUGCAGCAAGCUGCUCCUUUGACCAAGAUUCUGACUGCUGUCGUUGAUGCUGCUCAAGCUGCUGAUCGCAAGACUAAGCCUGCUGUUAUGGUCAAGGUUUCGCCCGAUGAGGACAGCGAAGAACAAGUCAGCGGUAUCUGCGGUGCUGUCUGGGCCAGUGGUGUUGAUGGUAUCAUCGUUGGCAACACUACCAAGAAGCGUCCUGAUGCUCUACCUGCUGGUUACCUACUCCCACAAAACGAGCAGAGCAUCAUGCUCGAAACUGGUGGUUACUCUGGUCCUCAACUCUUCGAGCGCACAGUCUCGCUGGUCAAGAAAUACAGAGCAACCCUUGACAAGGGACCCAACGAGGCCAAACCCGAACCCAAAAAGAUCGAAGAGGCACCAAAGCAACCACAAAAGUCCGAGUUCCAGCUUGAGACCGAAGCCAUGAAGGAGAAGAUCAGACAUCAGAUACAGCAAAAAUCCUCGACUGCCCAAAGUGCCGCCCCCAACAGUCUUGACGCUGACACCCAAGCCUCGAUCGAAUCAAGCGUAGAGCGCGAUCUCAAGAACCUGAAACCCAAGACCGAAACCGCCGACAAGAACAGCCGCGAUCAAUCCAUUAUCCAGAUUCCUGAACGCCGAAUCCCGGCUUCUCGGUCCUGCGUCCUCAGCAGUCUCAGCACCUGCCAAAAGACUUCGCUCUCCACACCAGCCGAACUCAACACCAAUAAGGAAAAAGUCAUUUUCGCAACUGGAGGAAUCACAAACGGCAAACAAGCUUUGGAGGUGUUGAAUGCAGGUGCUAGUGUUGCUAUGGUGUAUACGGCGAUGGUUUACGGAGGUGCAGGUACGAUUACUAGGAUUAAGCAGGAGAUGAGAGAGGAGAUUCACGGAUUGCAGCCGCAAUUGCCUUCUUCUGCUCCGAGGAAGGAGAGGUAG